Trichoplusia ni (cabbage looper) is the source of this 1794-nucleotide messenger RNA. RefSeq lists its product as uncharacterized. Gene Ontology annotation, cellular component: extracellular matrix. The coding region runs from base 329 to 1549 and encodes 406 amino acids. NCBI's taxonomy places the organism in Eukaryota, Metazoa, Arthropoda, Insecta, Lepidoptera, Noctuidae. The record is from RefSeq and is a predicted model, not a curated record. The transcript is spliced from 4 exons.
GAAAGAUUUACGACAAUACUAAUGUAUUACUUGUCUACAAUGUAAGUGUAAGGUACAAUUAUCAGAUUGUUACCGGUAGCUGAUCUACAAUUAAAUGUAUCGCAUCCUAGUUCAGUAAUUGUCAUGUGUAUGUGUGUGGUGGUGUUAAUGUACGCACGCUUGGGGGUGUUCCUGUGUGCGUUUAUAAAUAGGUAAGUGGUGGUCGACGCGACUCGUCUUCAUCUAGCCUCAACCUUCAAAUGGACAAGCUUGUUGUUUUUGUUUAAUUUUUUUAAGUGUGUUUGGGGUUGUAUUGUGACGUGACUACAUGUGGUGUUAGAUAAUAAUCAUGGAUAAAGCGCUUGCUGUAUUGAUCCUCUUGGCAAAUUUGUUAUCAACCAAUUGUCAAGAAGGGAAAUUUGUAGACGAUCAAAAUGAAGAUACGACGGACUUAGGAAAAUCAAGAUACUCGUUCAGCUAUGGAGUUGCUGAUGGCAAAACUGGAGACGUUAAGAGCGUAUGGGAGUCAAGAGAUGGUGACACUGUUACAGGUCACUACAGUGUAGUAGAACCAGAUGGCUCCACAAGAACCGUUCAAUACUCUGCAGGACCAAAUUCAGGAUUCCAAGCUAUUGUUAACACUGACAAUCCAGAAUUAGAAAAUGAAGAAAUUGGAAGAAGCAUAAUGGAAGAGAAAGCUAUGAGAGACUAUGAAAGAUAUUAUGAUUUUUCAGAAGACCCGGACGAAGAAUACUAUGAAAGGAAAAGACCAAAAAGACCCCAUGAGUUGGUGCGUAAAGAACACUCAAGUAAGAAGAGAACAAAAUAUCCGUCGUAUGCAGAUCAGCCGCUAGAUUCAGAACCAAGUGAAUACACUCACAGCAUUUCAAUUAAGCAUCCACGUGAUGAUCCCUCCGAAUUCGAGCCGCAAAGUCACGUAGGUUACAGUUUCGACCCAAAUUGCAAAACUAAAACUAGAAAAGAAAGCCAUGACAGCAGAGAUAAUUUGUAUUCUAAUAUCGUGGAUCUUGAAUUGAAUAAGAAGUACCCCAGUUACUCCCAAGAUUCCUACAGAGACAGUUACGAUAAAUUUGCUGAACCAAGUUCCGAUAUGGACAGAUACGUGAAAUAUUAUGGAAAUGGAAACUUUAAAGGUCAUAAAUAUGACGAUGUUGGCAUGCACAGCAAACCUCCCACAAAAUAUACAUUCCCUAUAAUACCAGAUGCUCCUCUGGCUGAGAAAUAUUAUCCAGACGAUGUUCCUACUAGACCUAAAAAGAAGAGACCUUAUAAACCGAGGGAACCAGAACAUCGUUAUCCUACCGAUGAUAGCAACGAAUAUGUUUUGGUUCCUAAGAGAAAGCUGAAGAAUCCUAACCCUACUGCCGAAACCUACGAUUACAGAUUACCUGAGGAUGAAUACGAACGUCCACAGUUUUCUAGCAAUUACGACGAUACAUCACAAGACGAUAGGUACCCUCCACGAGGAUCGGCCCCUAAAGAGGUCGUACGAAAAAUUGUGAAGAAACGAAAACCUGUUGUCAACCUGUUAGAUAUAUUCGACAUUUAAGUUAUUUGUUUUAAAUACAAAUUAGAUUACUUGUAAUUGUGACUAUUUGGACCUAAGAAUUAAGACUGUAAUUGUAAGUAAGAUAAGUAUUGAUAGGAUAAACGACUAAUGUAAACUUUAAAAAACUUAGUAAAACCGACUGAAGUGAAUUUAUUAACCAAAUUAUUUAUUGUUAUUACUAUUGAUUAAUUAGGGAGAGAGAAGACUCCGUGGAAUCAUCGUUAGGAUAAACAAAAAUGAUUUUG